AAUGAAUAUAGCAGAAACUGAUAAAGCAUCAAUUUCAGUUGUGUUUGAUCACAUACAUGAACCUGCUUCAUGUCAAACACUCCUGAAAUCUAAUACAACUAGUUCUUCUAUUGAAAUGGCUAAUACUGCUGCUGCUACUGCAGGACAGACUACAAAAGUUGAAACCGAGAACAAUCCUCUGCGAAGAUCUUUGCUAAAAUGUCACUUAAAUGGUAAAGUAUAUUAUGGUCUAACCGCAAUGAUUCUUGGACUUGUAAUUAUGAUUGUUAUUAUUUAUACAAGUCAUUAUCACAAGAAUAGGAUGCUAAAAAGCUUAUGA
Dimorphilus gyrociliatus is the source of this 319-nucleotide messenger RNA. NCBI's taxonomy places the organism in Eukaryota, Metazoa, Annelida, Polychaeta, Dinophilidae. The record is from the annotation of a GenBank genome assembly.